This is a messenger RNA of Ochlerotatus camptorhynchus, 908 nucleotides long. RefSeq lists its product as uncharacterized. The transcript has 8 exons. The coding region runs from base 36 to 908 and encodes 290 amino acids. Lineage: Eukaryota; Metazoa; Arthropoda; Insecta; Diptera; Culicidae. The record is from RefSeq and is a predicted model, not a curated record.
CUCAACAACAGCAAUUUAUUGACCUCUUCACGAGGAUGGACUUCCGGUUCCGUUGGAUACGGGACCAUCUGUGCCGGACCCUCGGAGUGUACGAGCCGCGCUACAUCGAAACGGUGCUGAACGAGUUCUACGACGAGCUGGUGGCGUUUUUCGACGACGAAAUCAACGACCACCGGGACGACGAAAAGCGGAUCUUCUUCGCCUACCGGACGUUCUACGACAAACUGGUGGAGGAAGCGGUCGUGGCGAUGGAACCGAUCGCUCCGCCGCCGGCUGCCGAACCGGAGCAAGGCCAGAAGGAGAAGAAGGGAAAGAAGACGAAAGCAGCCAAAAAAGGCAAAGAUGCAAAAGAGGAUGAACCACCACCGGAUGGGAAAACGGAUCAGGAUGCCACUGGAGAUACCCUCGAGGCAACACGUUCUGGCCUUGCCGAGGAUGCGGAUGAUGCUGGAAAGAAGAAGACCAAACCAAAGAGAACGAAGAAAGGAGAUGCCGACCAUGGUCCGGAGACUGCCAUGGGAGCCGGGGCUUCCGGCGAUAAUGAGCUCGUUGAAGUUACUAAAAUCGUUUCAACCUCAAUAAAGACGCCAAUUGUGCACGUUUGCUUCGGAUUCAUACCGGAAGACAAGCUGGAUCCCAAUCUGCGGUAUGUGUAUGUCAUCAGGCGCUUCAGUACUCCGAUCGGUAACGGGUCGUUGCAAGGGAGGGCUUCCCAACAACGUAACAUGGGAAAGCGACGGCUGGCAACGUUCCCCCUCUUGCUCGAACGGGAAGUGAACGGUCAAUGGGAAAUCGUCUUCUUGCUGCAUCACAGCGUACGGGAAGGACGACUCAUCAAACUUGACGUCUCGAGCAAUCGUAAGCUUUCGAUCCAUCGCGGUAGCCGUUCGGAGCGUACCCAACCAUGA